Molecule: messenger RNA, 584 nt
Organism: Cetraspora pellucida
Lineage: Eukaryota; Fungi; Glomeromycota; Glomeromycetes; Diversisporales; Gigasporaceae
Source: the annotation of a GenBank genome assembly
CUGGUGCUGAAUCAACACAAAGAGUAGAAUCAAUAAAUGGUGUUCUCAAAAAACAUGUUGAUCGAGGUACUUUGUUGAAAGAACUAGUUAAAGUGAUUGAUCAAGAACUGGAAAAAGAAGCCAGUUAUAAUCGUAUAAGGGACUAUUAUGGAUCAAAUCCAUUGUCUGGCUUGCCUUCUACUCAUAAUACCAUUUUUAAUGCCAUUGACUCAGUAUUGGUUAAGGAGUUCGACAUUGAAGCCAAUGAUGCAAUCGAACAUCUUUUUGAUGUACCUCAAAUUCAAUUAAAAAAUCUUUUAUUGGGGAUAUCAAAUAAUGAAGUGCAAGAAAUUUGGAAUGUUUUUUAUAUUACAAUGACUUCAUCAAAAUCGCAUUAUGUUGUAAUUCUUAAAGAUUCGACAUUACUUUGUACAUCUGUUUUUCAUUUGGGGCUUAUUCAUACAAGGUGGUUUAAAUCAAUUCCAGCUAAUAUGACAGAACAUGUUACAAUAUCUGAAGGAAUUAAAAGUUUUACAUCUACGCCAUUAUAUCAUAUUGGCCGAAUUCGAACUGCUAAUGUAUAUACACCUACUAUCAAAGAAAAU